Alligator sinensis (Chinese alligator) is the source of this 5089-nucleotide messenger RNA. It is a transcript of the gene ELK1, whose product is annotated as ELK1, ETS transcription factor. Bases 766 to 1956 code for a protein of 396 amino acids. Gene Ontology annotation, molecular function: DNA-binding transcription factor activity, RNA polymerase II-specific; sequence-specific DNA binding. Lineage: Eukaryota; Metazoa; Chordata; Crocodylia; Alligatoridae. Gene Ontology annotation, cellular component: nucleus. The record is from RefSeq and is a predicted model, not a curated record. The transcript is spliced from 6 exons. Gene Ontology annotation, biological process: cell differentiation; regulation of transcription by RNA polymerase II.
GCCCCCACCCUAGCUGUUUCCAUGGAGACGGGGCGCGGCGCGGCUGGUGCGUUCUCUCGCCCCGUCCCCGGGGGAGGAGCCAGACCUUUGGGCCCCGCCCCUCCCCACGUGACCAUCAUCAUAGUCGCGUCGCCCCCGGAGCUGCCAAUGGGAGUAGUGCGGGGGGAGUGGGGCUGGUGGGGUCUGGGGACACCAGUGGGACCAGUGGCUGGCUACUACUGAGACCCGUGAGGGCCUGGAUAUACCAGUGAAACCAGCAACCAGCUACUAUUGGGACUAAUAAGGACCUGGGAAGACCAGUGACACCAGCACCUGGGUGCUACUGGGACCAGUAAGGGGAAGAGCAAUGGGACCAGCAUCUAACUGCUGCUGGUGCCAGUAAGACCUUGGAAAUGCCAAUGAGACCCAUAACCAUCAGCUCCUGAGAGCAAUAAAAGGCCUAGGAAGACCAAUGAGACCAGCAGCUGACAGAUAAUGGGACCAGUGACCAGAAGAUACCGGGACCAGUAAGAGCCUGGGGACACCGAUAAGACCUGUAAUCAGCAGCUACUGGAAGCAGUAAGAGUCCUGGAAAUACCAGUGAAACCAGUUACCAGGUGCUGCUGGGACCAGUGACCAGAAGAUACUGGGUCCAGUAAGGGGCCUGUGAGAGCUGCUGGGACCUGUGACCUACUCCCACUCUGCCCCCCAGCAGCCCCCAGUCCUCCCAGUCUCUGCCUGGCACUGGGACCAGUCUGGGGCUGCGGGUCUGGUGGCGGGGGGCCCAUGGAGACACCUGCACCCGGCACGGAGCCCCCCAUUCUGCCAGCAGGCUCGGACCCAUCAGUGCCACUGUGGCAGUUCCUGCUGCAGCUGCUGGGCCAGCGUGGUGCUGGGCACCUCAUUGCCUGGACAUCGCCGGAUGGGGAGUUCAAGCUACUGGAUGCCGAGGAGGUCGCCCGACUCUGGGGGCAGCGCAAGAACAAGCCCAACAUGAAUUAUGACAAGCUUAGCCGUGCCCUGCGCUACUACUACGACAAGAACAUCAUCCGGAAGGUCAGCGGCCAGAAGUUCGUCUACAAGUUCGUCUCAUUCCCAGAACUGGAGGGAGGCGGGGCCGAGGAGGGGGCAGGGCUACGGAGGGUGGAGCUGGAGGCCCAGGGGGUGGGGUCAGGGGAGGUGCCGCCCCCUGGCUCCACCCCUGGUUCCACCCCACUGCCUCGCAGCAGCCGCAACGAGUACAUGCGCUCGGGGUUGUACUCAACCUUCACACUCCAGUCGCUGCAGGCCCCACCCCUGCUCCGUGGCCCUGCCCGCCUUGGCACCACCCCCACCUCAGCACCACCCCCACCUGCCCGUCCGGCCAUGGGUGAAGAGGAACCUCCUGCCCCUGACGCAACAGUCACUGAGACCCUGGAACUGCAGGUGGUCGUGGCCCCACCCCCAGCCCUAGAGAGCCCCCUGGAGGAGCCGCUACAACUGGGGCAGGUGGAGCCCAAGCUCGAGGGGGCAGAGCCUAUCCUGGCUCUGCUGGACCACACAGCCCCCCCAGAGCUGCUGGAGCCCCUUGGGCGAGGAGGGGAGGAGCCUGAGGAGGCCCCACCCCCUGAACCUGGCCCUGUCUCCACCCCUGCUGAGGGACAGCCCCCCAAGGGCCGGAAGCCUCGGGACCUGGAGCUGCCAGGGCAGGACAAGGGGGGCAGUGGGGCUCUGCUGGCACCUGGGGGGGCUGGCCCUGCCCUCACUCCCAGCCCUGCUCUCUCUGGACACACCUUGACCCCGGUGCUGCUGACCCCAAGCUCCCUGCCUCCGACCAUCCACUUCUGGAGCACCCUGAGCCCCAUCGCGCCACGGAGCCCGGCCAGGCUGAGCUUCCAGUUCCCAACCAGUGCAGGGGCCUCGGCACCCACCCCGUCCCUCAGCGUGGACGGCCUCUCCACUCCUGUCGUCCUCUCGCCCGGGCCUCAGAAGCCAUGACACCGACAUCCGUCCACAUAUCCAUCCACCAGAUCUGCUUCCUCAAGGCGCUCCACUACUGCCUCAGGGUCCACCCCUUCCAUUUUUGGGGGGGCCUCUGGGACUCCCCUCUUUGGGAGAAGGGGUCUAUUUUUCACAGCGAUGGGAAAUGUCCUCCCCUUGGAGCCCUGUUAGGGGGCCCCUGGGUGUUUACAUGUGGGGAGGGGGCUGGUUUCAGGGGCUCUCCUAGCCCUGUCACCCGCAAUUGGCCUGGCUGCUAGGCAGCCAUCUUUGUUUUUGAGGGUGCAGGGAGUAGCAAUGGCAGCCAUCUUUGUUUGGACAUGGCCAAGAUGGUAGUCAUUUUGGUUCGAACCAGACUGAGGCUGCCAUUUUGGUUCAGAAAUGGCCAGAGUGGUGGCCAUUUUGGUUUUGCCAAGGCUGAUGCAGCCAUCUUGCUUUGGACAUGGCUAGGGUGGCCCUUCUGACUUGAUGAAAGCCAAAGUAUUGGCCAUCUUUAGCUCAAUAUUUGAGGGUAGGGGGAGGAUUUUAGUGGGGCAUUGACCAUUUUUAUCAUGACCGGAUUCGACCUGUCAGCCAUCUUGGUUUUGGUUUGGCAGGGGUUGGGGUUGGAGGGGAUGGAAUCACAGCCAUAUUUGUUCAGCCAGGGUCAAGGGGAGAGGGGGAUUGUUGGCCAUGUUGGUUUUGGUCGAAAUUUUCAGGCUGGCCCCUUGUUAGUCACGUUGAUUUGGGCUGGUAUUGGUGGCAGCCACGUUGGUCAUGGCUCAACGCUGCAGUGGCCAUAUUUGUUUUGGCUGACAUUGCUAUUGGCCAUGAUUUUUGGUUUUGGGAAGAGGUCAGCCAUGUUUAUUUUGGCUUUGAAGGGUAUUGGCUUUGUUUGCUUUGGGUGGUGGCCUCGGCCGUGUUUUUUUUGGCUUGAGGGAUGGUGUUGACCAUGUUUGUUUUGACUUUGUAAGGUGUUGGCCAUGUUUGUUUUGGCUUGGGGGGGGGGGAGCAUCAGCCAUAUUUGUUUUGGCUGGGGAAGAUGUCAGCUAUGUUUAUGGUCAGCAUUGACAUAAGCCAUAUUUAUUAUGGCUGGCCGUUGUGUGUGGCGGCCAUGUUUUUUUGAUGUGUGUCUGGGGAGAGGGACCUGUUGGCCAUGUUUGUUUUGGCUGGGUCAGAUGUGCAGCAGCAUGUCAGCCAUGUUUGUUUUGGCUUUGGAGGGGGUAUCAGCCAUGUUUGUUUUGGCUAGGGCCAGGUUGGUCAUGUUUUGUUUUGGCUUCAGGAGGGUGUGUCGGUCAUAUUUGUUUUGGCUGGCAUCGCUAUCAACUGUUUAUUUUGGGUGGGCAGGUCAUGGGCCACCCUUGACUGGAGAGGCUACAUAGCAUUAGCAUCAGCCAUGUUGGGGGCAGGGGCGCCUGCCAUGUUUCUUUGUGCCCCUGUCCAUUGCUGUGUUUACAGCAGAUGGAGACAUCCAGACCUCCCUAUUUUGUCCCUUGAUUUCCUUCCUGGGGGGUCAGAAGUUGUCAGGGUGGAAGUCCCACCUCCUCUUACUUUUUUUUAUUCCUGGAGGUCACCAUGGAAACUUUCUCUUCCCUGCUUGUCGCUAUAGAAACCGUGGAGGAGGAAGCCCCACCCCUUUUUAUUGCAAGGGGACCUCUGUGCCAGUGGUUUUGUUGAUUUAUUUCUUGACAAUCAGUUGUUACCAUGGAGAUGGCCCACCAGGAAAUCCUGCCCCCUCCAGCCCCACCUCUUGCCUCCUGGCACCUUUUAGAGCUUGGGUCCCUGUUACUGGCUUCCUGUCUGUUACUGGAGAAACAGCUGAGGCAGAAGUCCUGCCUUUCAAGGACUCUCGUGAUUCCCACUUGCUUCAUUGCUGUGGUAAUGGUGAAAGAGGAAGUCUUGCUUUGUUUCCCCCACAUUGUCCCCUGCCUGCGGUUUAGGGCAAUGCUUUCUGUCACCACAGAAAUGUCAAAUGAGGAAGUCCUGCCCUCACAAAAGAGGAAGUUUUGCCUUUUCUCCUUCCCCCUUACAGCCUCCCAGGAUUGCCCUGAGACUGCAAGAUUUAUAAUACAUGAGGAUUAGUGGGGAAGAAUUUGCCUUGGCUGACUUUCACAACUCUUGGGUAGGUGUCAUUCAGGCUUUUCUUUUCCUCCGGCAGACAUGCUGAGGCUUUCUUCACAGCUCCCACCAGACCAGGAGCUCCUUCUGCCUUUCCAGCAAUGGUCAGGGAUGCGGCUAACCAAAGCAUCAGCCUUUUUCCAGCCUCUCUGGGAAUCACUUUCACCACCUUCACAUGGCUCUUGGGAUGUCUUUUGGUCCCCACUACUUGUCCUCAGGCUCUUCGCUGGGUGUCUCAGCCUGCCAGCUGCGAAUCUGCCUCCAAUGCCUUUAGCUUCCCUUUUCAAUAUGCUAUGUUUUCUCAUUUUGAAGAGAAACUUCCCGCUAUCUCUCCUUUUCUCAAUCCAAGUUGCUUGAUCUUUUCCCUUUCACUUUGAAGGCAUCUGGGCCCUUUAUGGGGACAGGCUUUGACUUCAAUUUCUUUCGUUUUCUCUUGAGGUCGGUAACGCCAGCAUUUCUUUUUUCUGGUCUUGCUGCUUUCCCCCUCUUUCUUCUGUCCUACUACUUUUUCUUCUCCAUUUUAAGGAGGAAAAUCUCCCUGCUUUGAAAGCCUCCGUCCCCUCCUGGCACCGUGGCCCUGCCGGCUUCAGGACCCCACACCUGUCUUGGGUAGAGUGGAGAGAUUAUAAUCUGUGUUCUCAACCCAGAGUCACCCGGAGCUGCACGUGUGUUGCUCUGUCACCCUUUCGCGGUCUCCUUUCUGUGCUAGACCUGUCCUGGGAAGGGGCUGGAAACCCUUUAUUUAUUGCUGCCUGUUCCCAGAGUCCUUUUUAUUGUGGGGUGGGGGUCCUUGAAGACCCAGCCCCUUAGGCAGCUGCUGGCUGCCUGACUUUUUUGGGCUUUUAUAUGAUAUAAUAUCCAUCUAUUUUUUAACAAGGGGGGUGGAGCUUAGCCCGGAUUAACCCAGCCACUGGCUGGGGGUGUCUUACCCCAGGGUAAGUUGGGGGGAGCAGAGAAAGGUAUUUUUCAGUCAUAAGAAACUUUGCACUGCCCCAUGGGGGCUUUGUUUCUUCUUUUCUGAUGCAUCAAGCACUUU